GGAGGAGCGGAGCAGAGCAGAGCCGGUCGUGUGGCCGGGCUGGGCUGGGCUGGCGAUGGGCGAUGGACGGGGCGCUGAGCAUCGCGCUGCUGAGCCUGGCCAUGUUCGGGGGGUCGCUGCUCCUGGGGCUGAUCCCGCUGCUCGUUCGGCUGCCCGAGGCGAGGCUGAGGCAGGUGUCGGUGCUGGGAGCAGGGCUGCUGUGUGGGACGGCGCUGGCUGUCGUCAUUCCCGAGGGCAUCGAGCUGCUGAUGGCGGCCCCCCCCUCAGGCCGGCUGAGGAACCUGUCGCUUGACCCCGUCACCACGGAGUCGCCGGCGGGGGCCGAGGGCGGGGCCUGCGCUCCCUCGCACGUCUUCAUCGGGAUCGCCCUGGUCACCGGCUUCCUGCUCAUGUUCCUCAUCGAUCAGAUCACCGCCUGUAUCACCGGGCAGGGGCAGGGACAGGGAGAGCAGGGGAGGGGGGCACGGAGUAGGACCGGUCUGACCGCCACCCUGGGACUCGUCAUCCACGCUGCAGUAGACGGGGUGGCGUUGGGAACAGCCGCCGGAUCUUCCCAGAUCUCCCUUCAGGUCAUCGUCUUCCUGGCCGUGAUCCUGCACAAGGCUCCCGCCUCCUUUGGUCUAGUCUCCUACCUGCUGCACAUGGGGCUGGAGCGGAGGCAGAUCUACCGCCACCUGCUGGCCUUCUCCCUCGCAGCACCCCUCCUCGCCCUCACCACCUUCUUCAUCGUCCGCCAGAGCAGCCUGGAGUUGCUGCAGCAGACCAAGGCCACGGGCGUCGGGCUCCUCUUCUCCGCCGGCACUUUCCUCUAUGUUGCCUCCGUGCACGUCCUCCCCGAGGUCAGCGGACAGCGGCCCCACCCCGAGGUCGAGGGUCGGCUGGGCCUGGGACUCCUGGACAGCCUGACCAUGGUGCUGGGCUGUACCCUCCCAGUCCUCCUCUCUCUGGGGCUGCACGAUGCCCAGUGAUGCUCCCCCCCCCCCCCCCCCCACCAUGGACCUUACC
Messenger RNA from Leucoraja erinaceus (little skate), 1005 nucleotides. Its product is annotated as zinc transporter ZIP9-A. Gene Ontology annotation, molecular function: metal ion transmembrane transporter activity. Gene Ontology annotation, biological process: zinc ion transport; transmembrane transport. Lineage: Eukaryota; Metazoa; Chordata; Chondrichthyes; Rajiformes; Rajidae. The record is from RefSeq and is a predicted model, not a curated record. Gene Ontology annotation, cellular component: membrane.